This is a messenger RNA of Cornus florida, 447 nucleotides long. RefSeq names its product glycine-rich protein DOT1-like. The record is from RefSeq and is a predicted model, not a curated record. Lineage: Eukaryota; Viridiplantae; Streptophyta; Magnoliopsida; Cornales; Cornaceae. The coding region runs from base 1 to 447 and encodes 148 amino acids. The transcript has 2 exons.
AUGGCGAUGGCGAUGGCGAUGGCGAUGCCGAUGCCGAUGGCGGUGGUGGUGAUAGAAGGUCACAAUGGCGAUGGCGAUAGUGAUGGCGGCGGCGGUGGUGGUGGUGGUGGUGGUGGUGGUAGUGGGGGUGAUGGUGGCAGUGGCAAUGGCAAUGGUGGUGGUAGUUGUGGAAGGUCAUGGUGGCGAUGGUAUUGGAAGGUGGAAGAAGUCGGUAAUGGGGGCCGUGGUAGAUGGUGGCAAUGGAGGGCGGUGGUGGUAGUGGUGGAAGGUUGUGGUGGUGGUAGUAAUGGUGGAAUGUGGUGGCAUCAGUGGUGGUGGUGGAAUGUGGUGGCAGAAGCAGUGGAAAGUGGUGGUGGAAAGGUAGUGGUACGUGGUGGAGGAAAGGUAGUGGUACGUGGUGGAAUAAAAGACCAAGAGAGAAUAUAUGACAAUAUUGUCAAUCUAUGA